Molecule: messenger RNA, 2374 nt
Organism: Peromyscus eremicus (cactus mouse)
Lineage: Eukaryota; Metazoa; Chordata; Mammalia; Rodentia; Cricetidae
Gene: Cdkl3
Product: cyclin dependent kinase like 3
Exons: 14
Coding region: 275-2071 (598 amino acids)
Biological process (GO): protein phosphorylation; negative regulation of axon extension; dendrite extension
Cellular component (GO): nucleus
Molecular function (GO): ATP binding; cyclin-dependent protein serine/threonine kinase activity
Source: RefSeq, a predicted model, not a curated record
UCGUGUCACUUUCCCUUCCGGGUCGGGACCCCAGCGAUUUCCAGUCUUGCGUACCGCGGUUCGAACGCCCCCGGCCCCGCCCCUGCCCCGUUGCCAGGGCAUCCGGCGGCCCAGAGCCGGCAAGGUCGGCCAGGAGAGGAGGCGUGGUGUCCCGUGGCCGGCUGGGACUUCGUGGAGCCGAGCCGCCGGGACUACAGGAUGGGCUGAGGCGGCAGCGGCUCUCAGGACGAGGUUGACAGCGAGAGGCGCGACUCGGCAGAAGCCAGGCUUGAAAAUGGAGAUGUAUGAAACUCUUGGAAAAGUGGGAGAGGGAAGUUACGGAACGGUCAUGAAAUGCAAACACAAGGAUACUGGACGGAUAGUGGCCAUUAAGAUAUUCUAUGAGAAACCAGAAAAAUCUGUCAACAAAAUUGCAACAAGAGAAAUAAAGUUUCUAAAGCAAUUUCGGCAUGAAAACCUGGUCAAUCUGAUUGAAGUUUUUAGACAAAAAAAGAAAAUUCAUUUGGUAUUUGAAUUUAUUGACCACACAGUCUUAGAUGAGUUACAGCAUUACUGUCACGGACUAGAGAGUAAGCGACUGAGAAAGUACCUGUUCCAAAUUCUUCGAGCAAUUGAGUAUCUUCACAAUAAUAAUAUUAUCCAUCGAGAUAUAAAGCCUGAAAAUAUUUUAGUCUCCCAGUCAGGAAUUACUAAACUCUGUGAUUUUGGGUUUGCAAGGACACUAGCGGCUCCUGGGGAUGUGUACACAGACUAUGUGGCCACACGCUGGUACAGAGCUCCGGAACUGGUGUUAAAAGACACCUCUUAUGGAAAACCAGUGGACAUCUGGGCUUUGGGCUGUAUGAUCAUUGAGAUGGCCACUGGUAAUCCCUACCUUCCUAGCAGUUCAGAUUUGGAUUUGCUCCACAAGAUUGUUUUAAAAGUAGGCAACCUGACGCCGCACCUGCACAAUAUCUUUUCCAAGAGUCCCAUCUUUGCCGGGGUGGUUCUUCCUCAAGUUCAACACCCAAAGAAUGCAAGAAAGAAGUACCCAAAGCUCAACGGAUUGCUGGCAGAGAUAGUUCAUGCUUGUUUACAAAUUGACCCUGCAGAGAGGACAUCAUCUACUGAUCUUUUGCAUCAUGAUUACUUUACUAGAGAUGGAUUUAUUGAGAAAUUCAUACCAGAGCUGAGAGCUAAAUUAUUACAAGAAGCAAAGGUUAAUUCCUUCAUAAAGCCAAGAGAGAAUUUUAAAGAAAAUGAACCUGUCAGAGAUGAGGGGAAACCAGUUUUUACCAACACGCUGCUUUAUGGAAACACGUCACUUUAUGGAAAGGAAAUGGACAAAGACAAAAGGCCCAAGGAGAUCAAAGUCCGCGUUAUUAAAGUCAAGGGAGGGAAAGGAGAUGUCCCAGACCUGAAAAAGAUAGAGUGUGACGGGGACCACCGGCAGCAGGGCCCAGCCGAUGACACGCACAGCUCGUCUCAGGACAGAAAGCCUGCCGUCACCGAAGUGGCAAACCCUGUCAACCCCGGCAUGAUCCCUGAUGGUGUCAAAGAAGACCCGCAUGCUGGAGGCUGCAUGAUAAUGCCUCCCAUCAACCUGACAAGCAGCAAUCUGAUGGCUGCAAGUCUCAACUCCAACCUCUCCCACCCCAGUUCACGGUUAACUGAAAGAGCAAAAAAGAGACGCACUUCUUCACAAGUCAUUGGACAAACUUUGUCUAAUAGCAGACAAGAGGACACAGGUCCCACGCAAAGCCAAGUGGAGAAAGGCGUAUUUAAUGAUCGAACAAGUCAGAGUGACCAAAUGGCAAAUGGAAACAAAAGAAAGCUGAAUUUUUCCAGAUGCGACCGGAAAGAAUUCCAUUUCCCUGAACUGCCAUUCACAAUACAGGCAAAGGAAAUGAAAGGAACGGAAGUUAAACAGAUGAAAGUGCUGAAGAGAGAGUCAAAGAAAACAGAUUCACCUAAAAUACCAACUUUACUUACUGUGGACCCAAAUCAAGAAAAACAAGAGCAACUGUCUGAUACUUCGUCUUGCUUGGUGACAAAUUGGCCUGAGGAGUAUCUGAGUGGAGGGUCAGCCUGAGGCCAACCUCAGGAGCAGAGGGUUCUUCCGUUUACAGCAUCUUUCCUGGUUGGUGCAAGAGAGGCAACUUCAACUGGCCAUCCUGACCUCCCACUUGACCAUCCCCGACGCUCUGCUGGGGUCUUGCUACUCUAAAGGUAGAGUCUGACCCGUCCCACUGGAGAGGGCUCAGGACUUUUACCCGCUAGAGCACAGCAAGACUGACACUAAGCUCUGAGAUGUGGUCGCAGAGAACGAUACAGCCUCUGGCUUGUUGGCUGGAAUACUUUGAUCCCCAUAAAAUAUAACAAAACAAAACAGAAA